This is a messenger RNA of Trypanosoma brucei brucei TREU927, 333 nucleotides long. RefSeq lists its product as hypothetical. The record is from RefSeq and is a predicted model, not a curated record. The coding region runs from base 1 to 333 and encodes 110 amino acids. NCBI's taxonomy places the organism in Eukaryota, Euglenozoa, Kinetoplastea, Trypanosomatida, Trypanosomatidae. The transcript has a single exon.
AUGCGUAGCGACCCGUUCUCCAAGGCUGAGUCCCACACUAUCAUGUCUUGUCACAUUAUGUGCGCAAACGCAUUCCCUCCUCUUCGCUGGAAUAUGGUGGCCACGAUGGUCAUCAAUCAGCAAAAUGAAGGGGAGGAAACAAGAAACUUCCGUCUCUUUCGCCUUUUCAUUUAUUCCUCCAAGAGACAUGUUUUCUUUAGUUGUGAUGCCCUAACAAAUUCGCACGACAAUUUAAAUUUCUCCUCAAUCGCUAAGGUUUCCGCAGUGGCGGACAUAUGCGGCAUCGCCUACAGUAAGCCAUGCAUAAAUACUACCAACUACAUUUUCAUUUAA